This is a messenger RNA of Dibothriocephalus latus, 729 nucleotides long. The record is from the annotation of a GenBank genome assembly. NCBI's taxonomy places the organism in Eukaryota, Metazoa, Platyhelminthes, Cestoda, Diphyllobothriidea, Diphyllobothriidae.
GAUAUGGAACGAUUUGAUCGACUCUUGCAAGAACAACAAGUGGCAAUUCAACAAACUGAUGAAAAAAUUGAAAAGCUUUCGAAUUUUUGCCAGGAUUACAAGCGUCUCAUGCCAAGAUUAGAGGAAUUAUCAAAGCAUUUUACAAAGCGGGCCAUCAUUCCCUUUUCCCCUAAAGCAUUUGUUCCUGCUCAAUUAAUACAUACAAACGAAGUGCUUGUCCAUCUUGGUGGGAGCGCAGAACACUUCUGCGAAAUGUCAACCCACCAGGCCUUAUCCCUCCUCGCCUCAAGAAUUAAAAGAGUUGAGGCUGAUAUAUCCAAGUUAAAAGAACAACGAAAGCUCCUUACCGACAGGGAGACGCUUACUUCGAAAUUGGCCCGAGGUUCUAAUCCCUCCAGCCUAAAUACAGAUGCCCAGGAGACCAAUGAAUUUGAAAUAAGAGAGGAAUAUGAUCCGGCGCAAGAAGAAGAAUGGCUGAAGCAGCACAGGCAGCGCGCCGCUGUGGAAAGGAAGAAGGAACAAGACAGGCCGCGUCAACAAAGGGUUCGAUUUAAGGAGUCCCCGUCACCAUCCUCUGACGGGGAUACCGAGUCCUCUGGUUCCGAAUCAUGCCUACGUGCAGUCUCAAUUUAUCUCUACAAACCUUUGUCGAUCGAUGAUCACGAGGCGGCAGAAAAGGACAAAUCAAAAAUACCAACAAACUUCGGACGACUCUUUAUUACAGGAUGA